AUGGCGCGUGACAAGCCGAGCUUGCUGUUCCAGGGAAGGGAGACCGCCCAGAAGGCGCGGGACCGGUCGCCCAGCGGCACACCGCGGUCCCCAGUCUCCCCUGCGUACAAUGCUGGCGGAUACCUCACCGGCCCGCGCAGCGGCGCCGGCGGCGGCUACCUGCGUGGCCUGACGCCGGGACGGGGCGAAGCGAAGCCGCCCGUGCGGACGCUCCACGACGAGAUCGACGACCACGGCGUCGACGCGUUCGGGCUCAGCCAUCCCCGCCAAGAGCCUUCGCCGGCGUGGCGCUACGACGGGCACGGUGCGGCGGCGCGCGACGCGGACAACUGGGUGACGGUGUUCGGGUUCCUGGCGUACGACGCGAAGACCGUCGUGGCGGAGAUGCGGCGGUGCGGGGACAUCCUCCAGCACGGGCAGUACGGCCGAGAGGGCGCGAAUUACAUGCACAUGCAGUUUGCGUCCCCGGAGGACGUGCGGCGCGCGCUCGCGCUGGACGGACAGCAGAUCACGCCCUCGCUGAUCAUCGGCGUCAAGCCGAUCGACCCGCGGCACAAGGAGGACGUCCUGGCGUACAUCGACACCCAUCGCACCCCCAUCAACCCCGCACAGCGCAUGAGGUCGCUGUCGCCUCCGCCGCGGUCCGCUCCGGUUCGCCCGCACCGGGUCCAGCUGGACGGGGGCACGACGCCGCUGCCGCAGCCAGCGAAGAGCACGUGGGGCAAGAUCGCGUCGUACGUCUUCGGAAUGUGA
Pedinophyceae sp. YPF-701 is the source of this 753-nucleotide messenger RNA. The record is from the annotation of a GenBank genome assembly. Lineage: Eukaryota; Viridiplantae; Chlorophyta; Pedinophyceae.